AUGUAUGGUGGUGCUUGGUUUGGAGGGGCAGUGCUUCUCACGCAGUUGAUACUGUGCCAUAUCCCUCAAAUUGGUGCAUCGGAAGCAAAUCGUGGAACACCGCUCGAACCAAGGUCGUUUGCGAAUAGUACAUUCGACUACGUGAUUGUAGGUGGUGGGUUGACCGGACUUGUUGUUGCUAGUCGUCUCACCGAAGACCCUAAUAAGAAUGUAUUGGUGGUUGAGAAUGGCUAUAUUGAAAGAGGCUAUUUGGCAGAUGUUCCAUAUGCCACCAUAGGAUUAAAUAGAAUAUAUAUGUGGAAUAUUACGUCGGCACCUGUUGAGAACCUCGACAACAAGACCUUUUUCGUCACUGUCGGGAAUGCCGUCGGAGGAGGCUCCCAGGUUAAUGGAAUGGCGUGUACUCGUGGUUCUAAAGGGGACUACGAUGCCUGGGAGCAACUUGGCAAUCCUGGAUGGGGCUGGGAUGGGCUCUUCCCAUAUUUCUUGAAAAGUACGAAUUUUACACCGCCAUUGCCAGAGAUUAUUGAUGAAUACGGCGUGACGUGGAACGAAUCGGCAUGGGGUAAUGAUGGACCAAUUCAAGUCAGCCACACGAGCACCUUCUUUGAGGAUACUAAACCUAUCAGAAAAUCAUGGAUAGACCAAGGUGUGCCCGAAUUGGUGGAAGGCGCUGAUGGAGAUAGCCUGGGGUUAUUUUGGCUCCCUACAAACCUGGAUAGUCGCAAUGGCACGAGGUCUUUCGCACGAUCAGCUUACUUCGACCCGGCUGUUGCUCGUCCAAAUCUCCAUCUUCUUACGGGACACAAGGCCAUUGAAAUACUAUUCGAAAAGGGGAACCUCGAAGCCACCGGAGUACGGAUACAAUCAAGGGCCAAUGAUUCCAUCAUCAAAGUUUCUGCGAGUAAAGAGGUCAUAUUAGCAGCUGGUGCGAUAUUUACACCCCAUCUACUGCAACGCAGUGGACUGGGCCCAAAAGAUGUCCUUGAAAGCGCAGAUGUAAUAGUCAAAAAGGAUAUCUCAGCUAUUGGAGCGAAUUUUCAGGAUCAUCCAACGGUGUAUAUGUCUUAUAAUGUCACCAACCUCACGUCUCCUAACCCCUCAUCAUUGGAUACAAAUACAACCUACAAUGGCACGGCCUGGGAGCAAUAUCUCGUGAACCAUACGGGUCCUUACACAGGCGGGCGGGUUAGCUUCAACGGGAACAGCUUGAUGUUCCUUCCACUUUCGGGUGUGGUGAACAAGUACGAGGAGCUAACAGAUGAUAUUGGUUCUCAAAACGCGGUCGACUUUCUGCCCUCACUUUAUGCCCAGAGCCAACCACUUCUCAGAGGAUUUGAGUUACAACGGAAGAUCGUGAGUGAGCUCUUUUUACAUAAUAAGUCCGCUUGCUGCGAAAUAUUCCCAUCCAUCACUGGUGGAGCAGGCGUAGCUCUCCAGAAGCCUCUUUCCCGGGGUACUGUUACCCUUGACCCGUCCGAUCUUGAUGCACCUCCAGUAAUCCGCUACAAUACUCUGGCAAACCCCAUUGACGCCGCAACUGUGGUGGCAAUGGUGCGAUUCCAACGAGAGCACUGGUCCCGGCCACAACUCGCCCGAUAUUCCCCAGUCGAAACGGUCCCCGGUGCUCAGUACCAGACUGACGAGGAAAUUCUGGAAGCCCUCGUAUCCACAGGGACUAUUGCUCCUAGCUUGGCCCAUCCAAGUGGCACAUGUGCCAUGAUGCCGGAAGACCUAGGAGGCUGCGUCGGACCGAAUCUUCUUGUGUACGGAACCAAGAGGCUGUCAAUCGUGGACGCAUCUAUUCUACCGCUCAUUCCAGGCACACAUCUGCAAAUGACCAUGUAUGCGGUGGCGGAAAAAGCCGCAGACAUCAUCAAAAGCAGGUCUUGA
Messenger RNA from Truncatella angustata, 1893 nucleotides. RefSeq lists its product as uncharacterized. Gene Ontology annotation, molecular function: oxidoreductase activity, acting on CH-OH group of donors; flavin adenine dinucleotide binding. The record is from RefSeq and is a predicted model, not a curated record. Lineage: Eukaryota; Fungi; Ascomycota; Sordariomycetes; Amphisphaeriales; Sporocadaceae. Gene Ontology annotation, biological process: secondary metabolite biosynthetic process. Bases 1 to 1893 code for a protein of 630 amino acids. The transcript has 3 exons.